CCUGCGGAUUGUCGGCGGGCUGGUUCGGGAACGUCGCAGCGAUGUGCGAGCUGGUGAGUGCGCAGGAGCGGCAGAGCUUGCGAACGCAGCAGAGUUAGUAGCUGGCUUGUGACCGACGAGCCGAUGCGUGCACAGGAAAAAAAAAAAGAUGAUGAAUCGCCUCGCACGGUGUCGAUUUGCACUGUUUGUUAUUGUCCUAGCUCAUUCCACAGCAGCUGCUCCGUGACUGUCAAAAAAAAAAAAAAAAAAAAUUAAAAAAAAUAACAACCACCCCAAAAUCCAGCGUGAGUCGCGUGAUGAAUUCAGACUUGCUCUUGCAUGUAAUUGUUUGGACUGACAGCGAGAACUGUGAGCCGGGAUUGAUUUGAUCUGCAGGCAAAUGCCACAUCGCUGAAUCACGACGUAAACAUGACAUUUAGUUGGGCUUGCGUGCGAUUGAAGUUUGCGGCAGGGCAUCGUGUGGCUCGUGCAACGUGCCUUCUUUUUUUUCGCGCAGUGCAUGAUGAGGGGGAGAGAGAGGUGGAGUUCUCUGCAAUCUCCACCUCUCUCUUCCCGUCAUGCGCUUUGCACAAACGGGCACCUUGUCCCGCAGCAGCUUAAAUGAAACCCUUGCAAAAGGACUCCCGCAAUGAUCGCAAGUCAUUCUUCUAUUAAAAAGCGGUAACGACGGUUUAUACCUUGUAUUAGUCCAGAGAAGGAUAUUAAGCUGAUGAAUUGGGGAAAGCUCAUCAAAUGUGCUCAUCUGUUCCAGGUUUAAUGGCAAUUUACAUUUUAUCUUUAAUUUAAAGACUCCAACAUGUCUAUAGUCCAGUUAUGAGGACAAGCAGUAUAGAAACACUAUGGAUGGUGACUUACUAGAAUCGUGCUUGGUAGAGCAGAGACCUGUGGCACGGCUGAGCUGUGAACACGUGGAGAGACAUUUGCGGAGGACCAUAUUCAUGUUUUGUUUUUCGCAUGUCACUUCCUGGUUCUGCCUGUGCAUAUGAAUGGGGGCUUUGGUGCAUGGAUUCUGUGGUGGACCAUUCAUGCUACUGUAUAGUGCCUCAAGAGUCUUGGACCGACACCAAAAUCUGGAUCUACACCAAAACGGAAAUGGUUCUCCCAUGGCUCAUGCCCCAGCUUGAUACCGAAUUUGAUGAACUUCCUGUUGGUGAGCGUCUUCUUCCUUUGUGUGUUUUCUCAGUGAGGCCUCGCGGUGAUGGCAGUCCCGACUGAGCUUCAGCAUGACUAGCGUGCGGACGUGAUCCUUCCCCCUGUGCCGUCCCCGCAUCCCCUCCUCUUCCUCUCCUUUGCUCCGCGCCCAUCCCACAACUGCACCCAUCCUGUUUCCGUGUGUGGAAUCGGCAUCCCUUAUGAUGGCAUGCUGCGGGCGCUCUUUGGACUCCCCGUGUACACUGGGCUUGCUGGUGGGCUUCCAGUUCGCCUUUGUGCUCUACUUCUCCCUCGGGGGCUUCAGAGGCUUGGUGUCCGUCCUGGUUCACACCACGGAGCGAGAGUUCGACUACUCGCGACCCCACGACGUCUACACCAACCUCAGUCAUCUGAGAGCGCCGCCUCCCCCACCUCGGAACUCUGGCACCGGACCUCCUGUGGUGGGACCGCCACUGGCCGACUGCCAGAUUGUGUCCCCGCUGCUGGUCGGGCCCGUGUCUGUGCACCUUUCGUCACCUCUGACUUUAGAGGAGAUCAGAACGAGGAACCCGUUGGUGUUGCCAGGCGGACUCUACCGUCCACCGGACUGUGAACCUCGGCACCGCACUGCCAUCGUGGUACCGUACCGGAACCGGCAGACGCAUCUUCGUGCUCUCCUCUACCACCUCCAUCCUUUCCUGCAGAGGCAACAGAUCCACUACAGCAUCUAUAUAGUGCAGCAGUGGGGGAACGGAACCUUCAACCGAGCCAAGCUGCUGAACGUUGGCGUGCGGGAAGCUCUCCGAGAUGAAGACUGGAGCUGCAUCUUCCUGCAUGAUGUUGACCUGCUGCCUGAGAACGACCACAAUACCUAUACCUGCCACAAACAGUUUCCUACACACCUGUCUGUGGCCAUGGACAAGUUUCGAUACAGGCUACCAUACCCGCAAUACUUUGGUGGGGUUUCUGCAGUGACUCCAGAGCAGUAUAUGAAGAUGAACGGCUUCCCUAACCAGUAUUGGGGCUGGGGGGGGGAAGAUGACGACAUCGCCGCAAGGGUGCGUCUGUCUGGCAUGAAGAUUGUGCGCCCCCCAGCGGCCGUUGGUCAUUACAAAAUGAUUAAGCACAGAGGAGACCGAGGGAAUGAGCAAAACCCACACAGGUUUGACCUCCUGAAAAGGACCAGACUCAACUGGCGCUCUGACGGCCUCAACUCUCUGACUUACGAGCUCCUCUCCAAAGAACGGGAAGCCCUCUACACUAACCUCACAGUCGACAUCGGAGAAGAGCCCCAUCGCCCUCAGGGGAAAACUGCAACCCCUGUUCAUCAACGUAGCGCCUCCAAGACCGCAGCCACGGAUAAUCGGGAGACCAAGAGGCCAGAAAGCAAAGGAUCUGCGGUGGUAAAUGUCACUGCGACGAGACCCGACGGCCUGAAGACAGAGCCUCCUCGGACAAAGGCAGCUAAUGAAACGAGACAGGAGAAAACAAGUGUGCAUGCUUCUCACCUGUAGCACUCAAUGGCUUUUUUUUUUUUUUUUUUUUUUUUUUUUUUAAAGAUGCAGGAAUGCCUACAGGACUCGGUGGUAGACCAGAUUUCCUCGCUCGCGACGGGUUUUGGAUGCCGCUUGGUUUUCCCUUCGGGCUUUCUACAUAGACUGGGUCGAACAAGUAACAUCUAGCGCCAGUAAAUAACCCAGCUGCAAACCUGCAACUCCAUCCGGCGUGCUGCCAAUAAACUUGUGCCUUCUCUUAUAAAGCGCUUUUAUAAACUAGUACCGACCUGAGAUUCGUGACUUCUCCUGCCUUGCGGCAAACAUUUCGAAAGCAGGGAGGCGCGAUUUGAAAGAUUCCAUGUGUGUCCCAGGAUUGCUGUUUUAUAUCAGUGCAUCGGUGUCUCUAGAGAUUAUAUUUAUAUAGAGAAACCUCUUUAUUUGUUUACUGGUUUGUAUUUUUUGUUUGGUGCCUCACUCUCUUUGAGUUUUAGUUUCUAGACAAUCAAAUCACAUAGGGCAACAGAACUCUUAUUCUAUGACUCAGCAUAUAAUAGCUAUGUAUCAUGGCUGUCAGAUUAUCAUACACUGGGCAUGAUUCGUUAUGAUUAUUCUCCUGUUACAUGGAGUAAUGUUUCUUGAUAUUGUGCUGUUAUUCACUUACCAGGUAUAGGGAAAGCAACCUUGCAGUAAAUAUUUAAGGCACAUCUCAACCUCGUGUCUAUAGUGACUAUUGUGACAGUUAAACACUGUGUACAGACUCAGAUUGAAAGCAUUUUAUGGAGGGCAUAGCUAUAUAUUAUGAAUCAUUAUCAGAAGCAUCGAAUUGCGUAAGUGGGUAAAUUUGUGAAUCUCGUUGUUUUCAUUCAUAUCAUUAUAACAUGCAUGGAAACAAUUUAGAAGGAAGACAUUGGACUCAGAUGACAGACAUGUUAUUUAUGUUUUUCAACUCAGCCAUUUUGAAUGUUUUUGAUCCGUUUUACAAGAGGAGAUGCGUGUGUUCGCGGGGGAGAGGGCGAAUCCAACGCGCUGGUUUGCAUCUAUUGCUGCUCUAUACAAUGGGGAAUCGGAAGACAUCAUUUGCAAUAUGAUGCUUUUGUCUAUGAUCUGCAAUGAGCAUUCCAUGUAGUGCAGAUAACAAAUUUGAAUGUAUUUAAUUAUUGUUGUUUUUCCAGUCGCUUGUGAGCUACGUGACUCGUUUCAUCUGUAGAUGACGUCUGUCUCUCCUUGUGCCUAUAAUAUACUCUAUGUCCAUCUCUCUCGUUGUACUGAACUCACAUUAUCGAAGGCGCGCUGAUGGCUUUAUAACAUGAGCUCAUCAAGUGGCACAAAGCCGAGUGGAGCCUCGGAAUGAAUGAAACUGCAGCGUGUGUGACAUGAAUGUUAAGUAUUAAUGUUCACCAUUCACAGGAUUCAGCCAAUCACGUGUGUGCAUUGCUCUGCGUAGAGGUUUUCUCAUUCGCAUCACAUGAGAAGAUCCCGCCAGCUUAUAGCUGCACAAGUUCAUUCUCCAUUCUGGCUCACCCAAAACAACAUGCUGGACAUCAGUUACUCAAUGGAUGCAGUUUAAGAAAGAAUGAACAAAAUCUAUUGAGAAAGAGUAUCUAUUAAAAAAAAAAAAAAAAGAACUUUCAGACUUUUACCUUUGGUUCGUAUUGACUGAGUGGAUAAAACAAGAAUUUGUCCGCCUUUAGCAACAGUUUCAUUUAGUUUAGUCAUACAUAUUUGUUUGAUAAGAUAGAAUGCAUUUAUUAUAAGGAUGUUAUGUAAUUUCAGCGAUGUUAUCAGCAAAUGUUGAGUUUAUGUUGGGAUUGUUCUAUAGUCUAUAAAAGUGUGAGCUUUAUUUCAUGUAGAAGAAUUAACUUGCAAUGCUGGCCGGCUUUUUCUUGACUCGUAUUCGUCUACAUGUGCAAAAUAUCAGAAAGAGCAUAUUUUCAGUUGCAGACUAUGUACAUACACCCACAAUAAUUCAUAAUUUGUUCAAUUAACAAUGUACCUCUGACAGUGAUGUGACAACAGCAUAAUUAUCUUUGUAAAAGCAGAUUCUUUUAUAAAGCUCUUGAAUUGACACUGCCGA
Messenger RNA from Phycodurus eques (leafy seadragon), 4701 nucleotides. It is a transcript of the gene b4galt3, whose product is annotated as UDP-Gal:betaGlcNAc beta 1,4- galactosyltransferase, polypeptide 3. Gene Ontology annotation, molecular function: glycosyltransferase activity. NCBI's taxonomy places the organism in Eukaryota, Metazoa, Chordata, Actinopteri, Syngnathiformes, Syngnathidae. The coding region runs from base 1353 to 2645 and encodes 430 amino acids. Gene Ontology annotation, biological process: carbohydrate metabolic process; galactosylceramide biosynthetic process. The transcript has 6 exons. The record is from RefSeq and is a predicted model, not a curated record.